CUGUCGAUCAUGAUACGACCCGCCCCUAACACGGUAGCACUCCAAGCAAGCGGUCGGAUGUAAUUCUACUCACAGGAAGUUAGCAAAACGAGAAGUUGAAGUUGAAGAUGGAGGCUGCUGUGUUCAUUCUGUCUUUGAUCGAUUGCUGUGCUUUAAUAUUCCUAUCAGUUUACUUUAUAAUUACACUGUCAGAUUUAGAAUGUGAUUACAUUAAUGCAAGAUCAUGUUGUUCCAAAUUAAACAAAUGGGUUGUUCCAGAAUUGGUAGGCCAAGCAAUAGCCACAGCUCUGAUGUUAGUUUCAUUGCAUUGGUUUGUCUUCCUCCUGAACCUUCCUGUUGCAUCUUGGAAUAUGUACAGAUUUAUUCGGGUGCCCCUGGGAAACAUGGGUGUAUUUGACCCCACCGAGAUUCACAAUCGAGGGCAGCUGAAAUCACACAUGAAGGAAGCCAUGAUCAAACUUGGCUUCCACCUACUUUGUUUCUUUAUCUACCUGUACAGUAUGAUCCUGGCAUUAAUAAAUGACUAAGUUUUUAUGUCACCUUUGGAAUGAAGCUGCCAAAUCGUGAAUCAUCACUCCAGUUUCACUUAUACAGCAAUGAUCAAACACAGAACAUUUCAACAUGCAGUAUAUAUUUAUUUUCUUUAACAAUUAAAAAAUGUUUAGAUAUUUGUUAAAAGUAUUUUUCUCAUGAUCUUUCAGUACAAUCAGUUAUGUUUUAUCAAAAAAAAGACAGCAAAGCUAUAUUACCGUUUAGAUUAAGAUUCUUUGUUUGUUCUGUUUUAAAAACAUUUGAAGUAGAUUCCCAAAUAAAUCUUGACUAUCCCUGAAGAAAGAAUUCUAGUGUUUUUUAGUCUUCAAGGUACCAAUUCAUAUUUGUAUUCAGUUUGUAACCUGUGCUGCUAAAUGCAGGGAGUCUUAAGCUGUUGAGGCUCAAAAGGCUGCAGAUACAGUAGGUGUUUUGGAUGUAGCCUGCUGAUAGAAAGUUGACCCCAAAAUCCCCCAUAUUGGUUCCUGUAGAAUUGGAUACAACCAAAGAACAACAGGGAGGGGACCAUAUCUUUCCAUCUUAACCCUAAAGUUGUAUUUUUUUUUGUUUGUUUUAUAGUUGGCACUUUACCUCAUGAGCUGAGUGUCUUCAUUUGAUUUUAUAGAAAUGGUGACAAUCUUUGGUCCUCAAGGCCUUUAAACUCUUGAUUUAAUAUAAACAAUUAUUAACUACAUUCAGGACUGGGAUGGAGGUUUUAUUGGUUAAUAAAUAAUUUAGCACUUGGUUGGACCAAAGUCCGGUACUGUGAAGCCUCUUGUUGGUCCAUUUAGUGGUAGUAAGUUUAUGAUCCCUUUAGUCUUAGUUUUUGGUUACAAGCAUGAUCCAUGAACUUGUACUAUGUAUAUAAAUCAAGGUACAUAUAAAGGCUGUUCUGCCUGAGGAUCUUUCUAAGGACAGUAUAUUAAUUGAAGUAGCCAUUUCUAACAUCUUUAUCAAAAAAACGUCUUAAAUAAACAUGAAGCAUUUUAUUAUAGUGCUACAAAUGUCAAAUGCUAGCAAACAUUCCUGAAGAGGGGAAAAUAAAAGCACUGCUUUUCCAAAUUAAAUCUUUUGUCUGGAUUAAUUUUACAAGGCUAUACAACAUUACAGCAGGUUUUAUAGGUAACUAAACAGAUUUUGCCAAAUCCUCAAGAUACAAGAAUGUAAGUCAACCAUUCUGGCAUCAAGAUUAUUGGAAUAUCACAUUAGAUGUUACUGCAGAAAGACACCUAUAGGUUUUUUGUACUCACUCACAUUUCCAUGGAACUGUGUUGGUAUAGUGUGUCCCAAUGGAAAUGCUUUGCUCUUCCAUUUUAAUGUACAUCUGUCACUCAGUACAGGCUGGUUUUACAGACCCUGAUUAGCAUUAGUCUUAUGCUACCAAAUGUUACCUUAGGUAAGAUUGUCCAAGAUUAGUGCUAAUCGGGGUCUGUGAAACCAGACAUGGUGUUAACGACAACUGCCUUAUAAAUAUGCUUUUAUCUUAUAGACCUUUCAGAUAUCGUUCUGGUAUAAUUUGCUAAAAUGUUUAAUUUAUUUACAGGACAAGGUCCAAUAAGAUGGAAAUUCUACAGAAGAGCACUAGGGCCAUGCGAGGAAAAAAAAAAAAAAAAAAAAAAAAACUUUGAAAGGUGAAAUUUCGACAUUCUACAUACAGCUGGGUCUGGCAAAAAGCCGGAGAAGGUGGAACUCGGAACUCUUGUUUUACAUGGGAUUGAUCAAUAAUCUAUGUUUCUCUUUAGGCAAUAUACAGUUUUUAAUUAAGGCUCUUUGAAAAAAUACAUACGUUUGGAGCAAUGCAAAUUAUGUGUUUCUAUUAAGUAUUAUAAUGACAUCACCAAAGGUGUAAUUCCUAUAUGAAGAACGUAUUUCCCGAAGGUAUCCAGUAUCCGAUAAUAAAAACAAGGCAGCCGCAGCCCUAUGUAGUAGUACUCCAUUAAGGCUGGCUUUUCUAUAUUUAAAAAAAAAAAAAAAUGCCAUGCCC
Messenger RNA from Acipenser ruthenus (sterlet), 2512 nucleotides. It is a transcript of the gene cnih4, whose product is annotated as cornichon family AMPA receptor auxiliary protein 4. The transcript has 5 exons. Bases 108 to 527 code for a protein of 139 amino acids. Gene Ontology annotation, biological process: endoplasmic reticulum to Golgi vesicle-mediated transport. Lineage: Eukaryota; Metazoa; Chordata; Actinopteri; Acipenseriformes; Acipenseridae. Gene Ontology annotation, cellular component: COPII-coated ER to Golgi transport vesicle; endoplasmic reticulum membrane. The record is from RefSeq and is a predicted model, not a curated record.